This is a messenger RNA of Drosophila innubila, 1503 nucleotides long. RefSeq lists its product as uncharacterized. Lineage: Eukaryota; Metazoa; Arthropoda; Insecta; Diptera; Drosophilidae. The transcript is spliced from 3 exons. The coding region runs from base 1 to 1503 and encodes 500 amino acids. The record is from RefSeq and is a predicted model, not a curated record.
AUGGGGCAAAGACGAAAUGCCGAAAGUGUUAGGAACUUUGUUAUAUUUUUGUUGAUUUUACAAAACUGCGGCCAGGCACGCACCCAGCUGGAGAUCGAGCUGAAUACCGCAGCUGACGCGGAACGUGGACCUGACCAUGAAAGUGGGACCGAAAGUGGGCGUGGCCUUCGGAAUCCGCAAGCUCAGAUGAUGUGGCAGACACAGUCGGCAGGAGAUGAAGAAGUAGUGUUGGUUACAUCGCCGAAGCCCCUUCGCGUGGUCGAGCAACUGCAUCAGGAUUUGGCAAAGAAGCGUAAACAUACGAGCACAGUGAAGCCUUUCAAUAUACUACAACAAUUGGUCACGGAACAGGCUGAACAGUUGCGUCAGAAGCGGACAAAUGUGAGUUUCAACAUAUUGGAAGCACUUCAAAUGGAGCAGGACAAGUGGGAGAGACAGACGACCACAGUGAAGCCCUUCCGUGUGGUCCAGCAACUGCAACAGGAAUUGGAGGAGCUACAAAAACACACGACUACAGUGAAGCCCUUCAGCGUGCUCGAACACUUGGCCCUGCAACAGGCGGAGGAAUUGCGAAAGAAGACAUCAAAUGAGGAAGAGGCGUUUGAGGUACUACAGCCAGUGGCAGAGCCGCUGGAGGAGCACAAGGCGGUGCCGGCGGAGUCGACACGAGCCAAGGACAGUCAGAAGCGCAAACGCAAGAGGAUUCGGCGUCGACGUAAGCGCAAACGUAAGAGGGGAAAACGGAAGAGGAAAAGAACUCGCAAGAAGCGAAAAAAGAAGCGUAAGAAGCGCAAGAAGAAGAAAGGUGACAAAGACAAGAAGAAGAAGAGAAAGAAAAGACGAAAGAAGCCAACUCAAGAAAUGGGAAUAAUUGGUCAGCAGGCGCAUCUAAUCUACGCCAAUCCCACCAAGCAGCCUUAUCACUCCCACAACUAUCCAUAUCCGCAUCCGCAACAACCCCAAGUGAUACAGAUCGUAACCACCAAACGUCCGACAACUCCUGCAGCUCCAUUCAGCAAGAUCAAGUAUCUUUUGCGGCACAACAACCUCUUCAAGAAGAAGAAGAAGGAGUGGUUCAAUCAUGUGGGUCACGUCUUAUAUCCAUUUGUGAAAUUCGUUGCCUUCUUCACCAUCCUCAAUCCCUUCACAUUGGGCGUCUUCCUCUUCACGUUGAUCUCGCCAGCCGUCUUCGGUUUUCUGGGAUUUGUCGCAUUGAGUGUUUUGGUGAAACCUUUUCUGCAUCUGGUCUUCGGUGUCAAAGAUACAGUGGGUGCCAUCGAUAGGAAGCGUUAUUUGGCUAACAAGCGGGCCGAGCAACUGAAGCUGAAUCUGCGUCCAGUGACGAUUCAUAAGCAUUACUACCAACAGAAGCCUCUCCACUCUACACCUCCUCAUCGCUAUCGUCCUGUUGCGAAUUGGCGAAGACAGACAGCUUCACGUUCUCCGGAACGACGCCACAAUCCCUUGCUGCCAGCAGAUCGAGCAGCCCUUGCGCAUCUCUGA